Adineta steineri is the source of this 2199-nucleotide messenger RNA. The record is from the annotation of a GenBank genome assembly. Lineage: Eukaryota; Metazoa; Rotifera; Eurotatoria; Adinetida; Adinetidae.
AUGACAACACCAACACCAACAACAGAUAAUAAAAUUUUAACAUCAGCUAUUGAAACAUAUCGUCAUUAUGCUGGUCAACCAACUCUAUCUGAUAUUGAAUCUUGCCAUCAAGAUUCAAAUGAUGAAAUUCUUCAUUUAACACCCUAUUUUUCAACAAUGGAUCUUGUUAAAUUAGAAAAUCUAACUUAUACUCGUUCAUUUACUUAUUCAUUAAAAACUCGUCAACUUUUAUUUACAAGUAAUGUAACAACAAUAAAUAAAAAUAUUGUUCGUCGUCUUGUUUCUCCUGAUGGAAAAUAUCUUGCAUUAGUAACAAAAGAAAUGAAAGGCGAACAAGAAUUAAAUUAUGUACAAAUAUGGCAUGAUGAACAUUUAAUAUUUGGUUAUGAAGUUAGUGAUAGUAAAAUAUCACCACAUGGAAAAGUUUUACCUAAAAAUGAUUAUGCAAGUUUUUUUGAAUGGAGUCCUGAUUCACGUCGAUUAAUUUUUACAGCUGAAGAAAAACGUAAACCAUUUAAAUCCUAUUUUACAGCUGAAAAACUUGAUGAUCUCGGAGAAUCAUUUAGUACAUAUCGUGAAAAUUGGGGUGAACAAAUGGAGACAUUGGAAACAUGUGUUGUUUGUGUAUUUGAUGUUGAUACAAAACAAGUUAAAUUAAUUGAAAAUCAUCCAAAAGAUUUAUAUUUUGGUCAAUGUACAUGGACAACAAAUCAAGAUGAAGUUAUUUUAGUUGCAUUUCCUCUUGAACCUUAUCGACUUGGUUUAAUUUUUUGUGAAAAUCGUUCAUCAGCUUUUUUUAAAUGUAAUUGGCGUACUAAUGAAUGGAUACAAUUAACUGAAUUUGAUAAAAUCUGUCGAUUAUUUCCACGACAUUUACCUAAAACAGAUAAUCAAUUUGUUUAUCUUCAAAGUGAUAUUAAUGGAGCACAUAAACAAUGUCAACGAUUAAUAUUAUUUAAUACACAAACAAAAGAAGAAAAAAUUUUAAUUGAUCGAGUCGAUAAUGUUAAAUAUUCGAAUGUAAAUACUGAUCCAUUUACAGCUGAAUGGGAUACACAAUUUAAAGGUCUUUAUCUACCACUUCCACAUUUAUGUUAUUCUUGUGAUGGACGUUAUCUUCUUCUUCGUUCGGUAUCUGGUUCACGUAAUGUUCUAUAUAUUUAUGAUUUUACUGAACAAAAAAUGAUUUUACUUGAUUCACCAUUGGGUGUUGAUACGUCUAUAAAUGGUCUUGCUAUAUUUGGUCAUUAUGUUGCAGUUAAUAUUGUUGAUUGUCGUACACCUUAUCGAUUCUAUAUCUAUGAUUUGAAAACAUUGAAUAAAACCGAUAAAGAUAAUAAUGGUUGGCAUUUAAUUGUUCAACAUGAAUUUAAAAAAGAAGAGAAAAAUCAAGUUGUAUGGAAUAUUGAUCGAUUUUUUCCUGAUAAUGAAACAAUCCCUGUUGAAUCAAUUUAUGUUCAUACACGUGAUACACAAGCAAAACGUCCUUUAAUGGUAUUAAUACAUGGUGGACCAAAUUCAGUCAUCUCUUUGGAUUAUUAUGUUGGUGUUGUUGCUUAUAUUGGAUUAGGUUUUGAUCUUCUUAUUGUUAAUUAUCGAGGUUCACUUGGUUUUGGACAGGCUUCAAUUGACAAGUUAUUAGGUAAUAUAUCUAAAACUGAUGUUGGAGAUUGUCAUGAAGCUAUUCAACGUUGUCUCAAGUAUACUGAACCAAGUCGACCAGUUGUACUCAUAGGUGGAUCACAUGCAGGUGUAAUUAUUGGCCGUCUUAUUGGAGAAUAUCCAGAUGAAUAUGCAGUUGCUGUUUUACGAAAUCCAGUUACUGAUCUACUUCAUGUUUAUGCAACAUCGGAUAUACCUGAUUGGGCUAUAGCUCAAUCAACGAAUGCACAAUUUGAUUUUGAAACUGGUCGUAAUCUUUUUAUGGAUACAGCACUUAUUACAUAUCUUAUUGAAAGAUCAUCAAUUCGUCUUAUUGAUCAAGUUAAAACACCAGUUUUAUUACAUUUAGGAAAGAAAGAUCGGCGUGUACCAUAUAGUAUUGGUCUUCGUUAUUAUGAAUGUUUAAAAGCUAGAAAGAUUCCAACAAAAUUAUAUGUUUAUGAUAGUAAUCAUUCACUUAGUGAAGUACCCAAUGCUAGUGAUAUAUUCGUUAAUACCAUUCUUUUUAUUUCUGAACAUUUAGAUUUAUCAUCAUAA